UCCUCACACUGGCCCGGAGCGGUACGUGUUUCCGUGUCGCUAGUCCUACUUCCCGCUUAAUGCCGCUAAUUUUACAGAAUAAACGACCUUCUGACACAUGACAUUUUAAACCCUGCUGUUAAAACCCGACCGGCUAGAUGAGUGUGCCAACCUUCGGCCCCCCCUCUGCAGAGGCGGCUGAGAUAAACCGCAUCCACUAUGAGCUGGAGUACACAGAAGGCAUCAGCCAGCGCAUGCGGAUCCCCGACACUCUGAUGGUGGCCUCAGAAAACCAGAGAGGGUCCUUUCCGCUGGAGACGCCCAUGCCCACUCACACAACCAUGAUGCAGGUUCCUGAGAGGAUUAUUGUUGCAGGUGACGAUGAUGACCCUCGAUAUUCUCGUCCAAGAGAUUUGGACCUGAUUCAGUCCAUCCCUCCUGUGGACCUCCUGAGCAUGAAGACCCCCCCACGUGUCCUCACGCUCACAGAGCAGUCACUGGACUCUAUGGAGACCGAGCAAGCCGCCUCCUCACAGAACACUCCCAGCCAGACGUAUCAACCACAGGGCCACAGCCACGCUCGCUCUCGAAGGGAACGUAGUGCGAGUGAGCACAUCUCUGGCCGCCAUAGCGUUCCGGCCAGCAGAAGUGAUAUAAGCAUCAGCCCGUCACCCUCUGUUCCCCCAGUCCGCUUAUGUCCCCCCCUCUGUUCCCCCGAGGAUGCAAGCAUCAACCUGUUCACAGCUGCUGGGGUCCUGUCUUACAUCCAGUCAACCACACGCCGGGCGUACCAGCAGGUCCUUGAGGUCCUGGAUGACAGCCACCGCAGGACACACCUGGACUUGGCCCUGGAUAUAAACCCUGAUGAGUCUGGCUUAGUGGACGCCUCCUCACUACGACGACAGAUUGUGAAGCUGAACCGGCGUCUGCAGCUUCUUGAGGAAGAAAACAAAGAGCGCUCCAAGCGAGAGGUGAUCAUCUACUCUGCUACUGUGGCGUUCUGGCUCAUAAACACCUGGAUCUGGUUCCGUCGCUGAGGUAAAACUAGGGUGAGCCUCCCAAAACACUGGAAGCCAUUAAAUCAAGGGGGGCUGCUAUAAUUUAAAGGUAACCACAGGAAACUUUAUAAACAUUGGUAAUGUCCUAAACCACAACCCUGUAUGUUUGUAUAGCAAAAUCCAUGUUGAAAUUUAAGCUGAACACUGUCAAGAUAAAACCUGAGCCAGCGCAUGUAACAAUGUUUACUAUAACUACUCAAUGUCACACAAUUUUACAAUGCUGGACUGUAACUACAGACUGUUGCCUCAGCACAGGGAACAAACUUAACUUUAAAGUGUAAAGUCUCUGUAUAUCAUUCCCGUAUAAACUGGUAAACGACAAGUAAAACCUAGGACAAUGACACAACAACUGACAGUCUCCAAAAUGUUUGCAUCUGUUCUGAUGUAGUAAGAGAUACUUUGUUACAACAUGUUGUCUGCUGAAGAGAAUGUCAACCCCUGAAUCUGAAGGUGAUGAUGUGAACAUCCAUGAUGUUCACGCCUGUUUAAGAGAAACUAAAUGUCAUCGGUCAUAUGGAGACUAUUUAUUAUUGGUCUAAAGUGGAAAAGGAGUGUCUGACAAGAAUCAGCAGAAAUAACAAACCUUUAGCGAUUUAUUCGAGAUUUUGUGUAAAGUGAUGGGCAACAUCUCAACUUGAUGAACCCUUUAUAUUGAAACAACAGGUGUUACAGUGAUGCUUACCAUCUUUGGGAGAGUAGUAUGCACUCAGUAGAGAACACACCUCUGCCAAGGCCCAACAAUCCCCUUGAAUUCAAUCAAGAUGCAACAAAUUGCACACACUCAUAGAUAUUAGUUUCCUAAAUAUGCUCCCAAAAAAUGUUCAUCAAGCUACGAGAAUUAUUCUGUCGGAAACCAGUGAAGAUAUAAAAAAAAAAAAAAAAAAAAAAUCUCACAUUGGUAAAGAAAGUGGGAAAAAUAUUCCUGGAUCUGCGUCACAUGGAAAGAGUUUUUCCGACUAUAUCCCAUCCCUCCAUCAACGCUCAUGCAAAUCCAUUGAGUGGUUUUUCUGUAAUCUGAGUCUUUUUUAGUACAAGAAGGAUUACAGCGGGACAAGUAUUUUGGGAACCUAGCCCUGAGUUCACAGGACCAAACCUCACAUGUGACCUGAAGUUCAUCAAUUUGGUCAAAAAAGUGAUGAUUCUCAAAGUGUCAAAAUAAAAUGUCUAAAUCUAGAGGUGCCAUAACACUGACCCUGAAUGCCCCAUGACCUUCUUGUUAUCCAAAACAUUUGUGUACAGUACUUGAAUAGCCUUAUGUUGCAACGUUGUAGUCUUGGAAAUCUUUAUUUAUUAUUCACCUCUGUGGCCGUGCCAUGCCCAGAGAUUGUCAUCUGAGCUUUAUGAAGUGGCAGCAGAACUUCAGGGCACUUGAGGUGGUAGUUAUCAGUGUAUUAUUUAUGUAUUUCCAUUCUGUUUAUAAAGUUUGACUUUGUUUUUCCUGAGAAUUUGACCUCUCCUUGUUUUCCACUAAGUUACCUACAAGACUAAAAAAAACAAGAGCAUGGACUUUGUGGUUUUAUCAUCAUACAGUGUGAUGUAAAUCUUAGAGCUAAUGUAAGGUCAUGUGUAACAGACAAAUAUGUAUAUGAGAUAUUGAUGUCAUUAUUUUUGAAGAACGAUGUGUUAUUUUUUUUAAUUUCUCACACAUGAUGCAGAGUUACCAGCAAAGUGUUGCAGUGGCCAUUUCUUUCUAUCACGCGCUGUACUUAUCACAUGAAGCUGGAGUUUUAAGUUAUUAUUGUUUACUUUCUUGUAAUAUAUGAACACAUUCAUUGUAAAUAUUUUUGCUGUAAUAAAUGAUGGAUGUUGA
Molecule: messenger RNA, 2847 nt
Organism: Limanda limanda (common dab)
Lineage: Eukaryota; Metazoa; Chordata; Actinopteri; Pleuronectiformes; Pleuronectidae
Gene: mffb
Product: mitochondrial fission factor b
Exons: 7
Coding region: 138-1016 (292 amino acids)
Biological process (GO): positive regulation of mitochondrial fission
Cellular component (GO): mitochondrial outer membrane; peroxisome
Source: RefSeq, a predicted model, not a curated record